CUGUGAAAACCUUGACUGCGGAUUGUUAAUGAAAGAAUAUAUACCUUUCUUGCGGUAAGAACGCUGGUUACAAAGUGUCGACAUGCGGAAUUUCUUUACCUCUCGUGGACUUCUUCACUGCUGUACCACGUCAAGGAGUUCGCUAACCAUUUACGCGAGCUACGCGUCUAACCAUAAGAAGCAGCGGCUGCCUGGGGGUGUUCGGCGACGGAAGACUUCCGAUGGGCGGCAAGAGAAUUCCCCUCCAGAACUUGGUGACAAGCUUAAUGUGGAUAGAAUUAAACAAUUUGGCCAGGAAAGCAAGCCGGCACAACGAUCGUCUCCGUUAACGCUCGGAAGCAGCGCUGGCGACGUCCCUGAAAAACGGAAGAAUCCGGAGCUUUACUCCAGCCUAAAGGGUGUCCCACACAACGCCUCAACGCAUUCAGAAGCAGCCCCUGCCGCCGACUCAAUCGUCCAGCGACACCUGCCCUCCCACGACAGUCAAACCUUGCCGCCGGCUUCACCAGAAAACUCCUCCGCAAUUAGCUACCUGAUCUCCUCUCCAUCGUCCAUUACAGAUGCCCCUGCCGUGCAGCCGCCUCAGCGCGAGUCGAAGUCCCGCGGCCAGGAACGGCAGCACGAGCAGCAGCUGCAGCAGCGAAGCCCAGCAAGGGAGCGUCCCUCGUGCCCUUCGCCACCGCCGCUGCCCUGCAAACCGGAGGUCCUGGCGCCGGCGGGCGGUUGGCCUCAGCUACGAGCGGCGGUUGAGAACGGGGCGGAUGCGGUCUACUUUGGAUUGGAGGACUUCAAUGCGCGAGCAAGGGCCGCCAACUUUUCGUACGACGAGCUGCCGGAGGUGAUGUCGUACCUGCAUGCGCGCGGCGUGAAGGGCUUUGUGGCGCUCAACGUGCUCGUGUUUGACGAGGAGCUGCCCGCCCUGGAGUCGCGGGUUCGAAGCAUGGCGGAAGCGGGCGUGGACGCCGUUAUCGUGCAGGACUGGGGUGUGGUGUCCCUGCUUCGCCGCGUGGCUCCCUGCCUGCCGGUGCACGGCAGCACGCAGAUGAGCAUCACCAGUGCGGAGGGCGCGGAGUGGGCCGCGGGGCUGGGGGUGGAGCGGGUGGUGGUGGGGCGCGAGCUGAGUGUGCGGGAGAUCGGCAAGGUCCGCGACGGCCUAGCUGCAUCCUCCACCUCCACCUCCACCUCCUCCACCGCCCCCCCCGCCGAGAUCGAGGCCUUCGUGCACGGCGCCAUGUGCGUGUCGUACAGCGGGCAGUGCUUCAGCAGCGAGGCCUGGGGCGGCCGCUCCGCCAACCGCGGGCAGUGCGCGCAGGCGUGUCGGCUGCCGUACGGGCUGCUGGUGGAUGGGGUGCUUCGGGAGCUGGGGGAGGUGCGCUACCUGCUGAGCCCGCAGGACCUCAUGGCGGUGGAGCAGGUUCCCGAGCUGAUUCGCGCGGGAGUGAGCUGCUUUAAAAUCGAGGGGCGGCUGAAGGGACCCGAGUACGUGGCGCUCACCACUCAGGUGUACCGCCGGGCGGUGGAUGCAGCCUGGGAUGCCCUGGCGGCUGCUGGCGGGGCUGCGGGCUUGGCUGACAGCCGCAACGGAGGCGACGGAGAAGCGGCAGCAGCAGCGGCUGCAGAGGCGGCGGUGAAGGGCAUCAUUUCGAAGCAGCAGCGGUGGGACUUGGAGCAGGUGUUUGCUCGCGGUCAGGACGGCACCCACCGCGGCCUCACCCCGGGUUUCCUGGAGGGCGUACGACACCAGCGGCUGGUGCGGGGCCGCUCGCCACGCCACCGGGGGGUGUUUCUGGGGCAGGUGAAGGAGGUGACGUCACGCGGGGUGGUGCUGCAGCUGCAGGCACCCCUGAAGCGAGGUGAUGGAGUGGCCUUCGACGCGGGUAGGCCGGAGGAGGAGGAGCCGGGGGGCACGGUGUACGAGAUUCUGGAUGCGCGCGGUAAGAGCGCCGUUGGAAGAGGCGGUCGCGGCGGCAGUGAGGGCAACCAGCCGGUUCGUCCGGGUACCUGCGUAACUGUGGUUCUGGGGCAAGGACCUGCACAGUCUACCGAGAUCUUGCAACGCAUCUCCCCCGGCGACCUCGUGUGGCGCACCAAGGACCCCUCCCUGGAGUCCCGCCUUCGUUCCUCGUACGACAACCUAGCCACCUCCGAAACCCGGCGUGUGCCGGUUUUCGUUGCGGUUUCAGGGCGCAUUGGCAGCGCGCUACAGCUAAGAUUAACGGAUUCGGAUGGCCGUACGGCGGUUGCUGAGACAACGGUUCCUCUGGCGGCAGCGAGGGGCCGGCCCAUGGUUGCGGAUGACGUGGCGAGGGCACUGGGACCACAGCUGGGGGAUGCCACGUUGGCGGUGGAUGGAGAGCUGGAUGUACGGGAUCUGGAUCUUGAAGCAGGUCUCUUCCUGCCAGCCUCCGAGCUCAAGUCCGUACGGCGCCAGGCGGUGGAGGCCCUGCUGGCGGCCCGCAGCCGCCACCCCCGCGCGCAGGGCCUGGCGGAGGCGCCCGUGCUGCCGGGGCUGCUGACGGCGGCGCGCGCAGUGCCGCCGCCAUCCGAGGCGUUGCGGAUGCUGACGGGCAUGUCGUGCACACGGCUGGAGGGCGGCGGCGGCGGCUCCGCAGCGGACGAGGUGGAUGUGGAGCGGGUGGCCAGCGGCGCAGCCGCUGGCCCCAGCGGCAGAGCCGCCGCUGCCGCAGCCGCCGCAGCCACGGCGGCCUCCGGCCACCGCAGCGGCCGAGCCGCAGCCGCUGCUGAUGACGUGUGUUUGCGGGUGCUGUGUCGCAGUCGCGAGCAGGUGGCGGCGGCGGUGCAGGUGCCCUGGCUGCGGGAGGUGGUGCUUGACUUCCUGGAGGCGAUGGGACUCAAGGAGGCGGUGGGCGCGGUUCGUGCAUCGGGCCGCCGAGUGGUGGUAGCCACCCCUCGAGUGCUCAAGCCAGACGAGCAGCGCCUGUGGCUGUUCUACCUGAGGCUGGGGGCGGAUGCGCUGCUGGUUCGCAGUGCGGGCAUGUUGCACCAGCUGCAGAAGCUGGGAGGCCCUGGCGCUGCCGUACCCGACGUGCCGUACCCCAUUCCCGCGUUGGAGGGCGAUUUCAGCCUCAAUGCCGCCAACGUGCUGUCGGCCUCCUUGCUACUGAGCGGCGGAAGCUCUGUCGUCCCCAACACAAGCCCCGCCAACGUUACGACCCACGCCGGCAUCGCCAGCACUACCGAGUACGCACCUGCGAGUAGUCAGGAGCACCAAAAACAGGACCAUCAAGGGCAAGAGUUCCAAGGGCAGGUUGAUCAAGGGCAGCAGCAAGAGCAGCAAAUACCGUACCAUCCUCGCGGCGGUUUGCUGCGUCUGGCGCCCACACACGACCUGCACGCCGGGCAGCUUGUGGCGCUUGCGGGCGGUUUGGGCGGGCGGGCAGCGCAGCUAGAGGCGGUGGUGCACCAGCACCUGCCCAUCUUCCACACGGAGCACUGCGUGUUUUGCAGGUUCCUGUCCAGCGGCAACAGCUACGUGGACUGCGGCCACCCCUGCGAGCGGCACCAGCUGCACCUGCGCGACCCGCAGGGGGCAGACCACCUGGUGCUCGCGGACAUGGGCUGCCGCAACACGGUGUUCAAUGCGCAGGCGCAGUCGGGAGUCUUCUACAUCCGAGAUCUACUACGGGCGGGGUAUCGCACGAUACGGAUUGAGCUGGUGGACGAGCAACCCGAGUACGUGGCGCCUUUGCUUGAGGGUUACAGGGAUGUGAUUCUGGGACGACGAGGACCCGGCGACCUGUGGCGCUGGCUUGCAACCCUGCCCGACGCCAACGGGGCGGUUCACGGCGUCGAGGCGGGCUCGCUACAGGUGCACAAGGAGCGCUCUCGGGGCGGUAUGAAGCCCACGGCCGCGGCGUUGAAGCAGCAGCUGCAGCAGCAGUCGCAACCGGUAGCCAGCAGCCUUGUAGGGCAGGCAGCCGCAAGCCGGAGACGAUAGUCUUAGGUAGCGAAGCAGAGGAGGUGUAGAUACGGCAGCUCAGCAAGAUGGACUUUAUUGCUGUAGGUAGCUGGAUUACUUUCCUGGGUUCCUUCAUAUGAGGUAUGACGGAUGUUUCAAGCAGUUAGUAGGCUACUUGACUCUCUAGCAUGUGCUAUGACUCCCGCUGCCAUUACCCAUUAAAGUAAGGCUGUGCUGUCCCGUGAACCGACCUCCUCAUGGGCCGCUUCAAUAACCGUUGGGUGCUUGGGACGUG
Molecule: messenger RNA, 4214 nt
Organism: Astrephomene gubernaculifera
Lineage: Eukaryota; Viridiplantae; Chlorophyta; Chlorophyceae; Chlamydomonadales; Astrephomenaceae
Source: the annotation of a GenBank genome assembly